This is a messenger RNA of Chroicocephalus ridibundus (black-headed gull), 1049 nucleotides long. RefSeq names its product galectin 3 (gene LGALS3). Gene Ontology annotation, cellular component: cytoplasm; nucleus; immunological synapse. The record is from RefSeq and is a predicted model, not a curated record. Gene Ontology annotation, biological process: monocyte chemotaxis; macrophage chemotaxis; eosinophil chemotaxis. Gene Ontology annotation, molecular function: carbohydrate binding; IgE binding; laminin binding. The coding region runs from base 139 to 951 and encodes 270 amino acids. The transcript has 7 exons. NCBI's taxonomy places the organism in Eukaryota, Metazoa, Chordata, Aves, Charadriiformes, Laridae.
CGCUGCCGUGUCCGGGCCACCCUUUUCCCGUGGGUUCCCAGUCCCAGGAGCCACCACCGAGAGCCGCCGCACCGCAAGGUCUCGGACGAAGGUUUGUCCUGCGGCACCGGAGCUGUCAGCUCCGCCUGGGCAGGAAAAAUGUCAGACGGUUUCUCUUUGUCUGACGCCUUGUCCCCCGGCAACAACCCGAACCCCUCUGCCCCCCCACCCCAAGGCUGGCCCUCCUGGGGGAACCAGCCGCCGGCUCCGGGGGGGUUCCCGGGCUAUUCCGGUCCUCCGGGCACCUAUCCUGGCUCUCCAGCAGCACCAGGCACAUACCCAGGAGCACCGGGAGCAUAUCCUGGAGCACCAGGAGCAUACCCUGGAGCACCGGGGCCAUAUCCCGGAGCACCGGGGCCGUAUCCUGGAGGACCAGCAGGAUCAGGACCAUAUCCAGGAGCACCAGCAGGAUCAGGACCGUAUCCCGCCCCCGGGCAACCGCCCAGUGGCCCUGGAUUUGGGCCCCACCCUCCGCAGGGGGGACCGGCUCCUCCCAUGAAAGUCCCCUUCGAGCUGCCCCUGCAGGGAGGACUCGUCCCUCGGACGCUCAUAACCAUCACAGGCACCAUCAACCCCAACCCCAACAGGUUUUCACUGGAUUUCAAGAAAGGGAAUGACAUCGCCUUCCACUUCAAUCCCCGCUUCAAGGAAGACAACAGGAAAGUCAUCGUCUGUAACUCCAUGUUCCAGAAUAACUGGGGAAAGGAGGAGAGGACGGCUCCCAGGUUUCCAUUCGAAGCUGGAAGACCCUUCAAGCUCCAGAUCCUGUGCGAGGUGGAUCACUUCAAGGUGGCGGUGGACGACGCUCACUUGCUGCAGUACAGCUUCCGCGAAAAGAAGGUGAACGAGGUCACCAAACUCUGCAUCGCGGGGGACAUCACCCUCACCAGCGCCGUGGCCACCACGAUAUAGCUAUGGCGGCCCGAUUUUAAUGCAAACUUAGUGCUCUUAACAUGGCUUAAGUGCCUUCUCACAGGAGUACUUGGAGGUAAUAAAACGUACUUUCACAA